Dicentrarchus labrax (European seabass) is the source of this 2004-nucleotide messenger RNA. Its product is annotated as leukotriene B4 receptor 1. Gene Ontology annotation, cellular component: membrane. The record is from RefSeq and is a predicted model, not a curated record. Gene Ontology annotation, biological process: immune response; G protein-coupled receptor signaling pathway. The transcript has 5 exons. NCBI's taxonomy places the organism in Eukaryota, Metazoa, Chordata, Actinopteri, Moronidae. Gene Ontology annotation, molecular function: leukotriene receptor activity. Bases 178 to 1266 code for a protein of 362 amino acids.
AUCAAUGCCGAGUGACAGAGAAAGAGAGAGAGAGUGGGUGGGAGGAAAGCGUGGGGAGAAGAAAAGCUAAAAAGAAAAGGAAGAAAAUAUCAUUUAGCACAGAUUCAGACUUCUUUUGCGGCUGUCGGUGUCGCCUUUCUUCUGUUGGGAUUCGCAGUCCAUCAAUUGGUGACAAAAAUGGCAGUUAACAUAUCCUCCGGUGCACUAAAUGAGACCAUUGUGGAUAACCAAACUGCCACCACUAUGGGCGCCCUCAUCCUGACCCUUGUCUUUCUAUUGGGCUUCCCUGGAAACCUCUUCAUCAUCUGGAGCAUCCUGGCACGUGCCCGAAAGCAGUCCGUCACCACCCUUCUCAUCCUCAACCUAGCUAUCGCUGAUGGCUCUCUGAUGGCGCUCACCCCAUUCUUCAUUGUCUACUUGGUUAUGAAGAGGUGGGUGUUUGGGAAUGUGAUGUGUAAGGUCCUCUUCUACCUCUGCCUGGUCAACAUGUACGCCUCCAUCCAGCUCAUCAUGCUCAUGAGCAUCUACAGGCUGGUGGCAGUGCUUUGGCCUCAGCGCCUCAGUCUUAUCACUGGCCGGAAGACUGUACUGCGGGUGCUGGCAGUGGUGUGGGUGCUGGUGAUGGUGGCUUCUGUUCCUGCAAUGAUCUUCAGAAGAGUGGAGCCGAAGAAGAUCACUGGCGUGCUAGUGUGCGAAUCAUUCCAUGAUGGCGACAACGAAACGGUUCUCCAGUACAUGCUAGAGCUCGUGUUGGGUUUUUUAAUCCCCUACGGGGUCAUUGUAGUCAGCUACAUACGCAUCUUACGGCGGAUCCAAAAGACCAAGUUUGGCCGUCGAAUUCGUAGUGAGAAGCUCAUCCUGGCCAUCGUGUUGACCUUCUGCAUCUUUUGGUUGCCCUACCACUUAAUCAACGUGGUGCAAAUUACAUCGGCUUUGUGUCCAGAAGGUCCAAUAAGAAAUAAGUUGGAUAAGAUAUGGCACAGCAGCCGCGCUGUCACCUCUUCCAUAGCCUUCAUCAGCAGCUGUGCCAACCCAGUGCUCUACUUCUUUGCAGGAAAGUCUUACAUCCGACGAGAGGGACUGGCGUUCAUGGCCCGCCUGUUUGAGGGCACAGGGCUGGACUCAGCUAACAGGAAGAGCCGACAGAACAGCCAGAACAGCCGCGACAAAGACAAAGAGGCAGAUGCAGUCAUGCUUAAGGAGAAAGAUCCAGACUCUGUUACCAAUUCGAGCACGCAUGUCAAACCAGUUAAGAAUGGUAAGUAGAGGACACAAGACGCAGAAGGCUUGAAGCUGGUGUUUAUCCUCUGUAGGGGAACAUUAAACCACUCACGCCUACAAAUCUCCAUCCAGUAACAAAUACUGCUAAUAUAUGGAACACACAUUCAUCAUGCACAGCUGGUUCCUGCCAAUCAAGAAAAGAUUCAGAAGCACUUCGGAUUCAGUUGCUGGAUAAUGUGAAUCUUUCUUCCAAAUUAUACUGUUACAAACCAGGGAUGUAACUGGGAUGACUGAUCCUGGAACAGCUUGCCGCCUGAUGGAUUUCAAAGCGAUAUUGUUGUGCUUAAACCUCACAACACAUCAGAACUGUUUAUUUGAUGAUACAUGAGCCUCACUCAGCUCUGAACUAUUUUAUAUAAAAAACUCACCACCCCAAAACCCCUGUUUAAUUCAAUAGACACACGUUAAAUAGAGGUGGUGCAUUAUUCCUGUACAUGUUUACUGUUACUGUAAUUUAUAUAUUUUUUGCAAGAUUUAUCUGUGCCAUUAUGUUUCUACAAUGUUUUAUUGGUCAAAAUGCUUCGUGGAAUCACAGAAAUAUCAAAAUGAACUGAAACUGUGGUGUUCUUUAGGAGAACUUGCCAUUUUGUUACAUAAAAACAAUAGCAAUACAACAAUAGUUUUUUUCAGCAAAAAAAAAAAAAAGAAAAGCUGGCCUGUCCCUCAGUAUGAAUGUUUUACUUUUACCAAAAAAAAGUUUGUAUAAAAACGUAUUGACUUAAA